AUGUCUUCCUAUGAAGACUUUUUUGGUGUGCGCAAGUGCCGAACCUACAAAAUUGGUGUUGAGGAAUAUGCAAGGCUUGGAGAGUUCAUCACCCACAUUUUUUUUGAGAAGUGCGCGUGGGUUGAUGGAAUCUUCAAGUUGAAGUGUUCCGCAGAAUUGAUCGAAAGUUUGGACCCAAUAGGCAAAGGCCUCAUCACUUGGGCUGCAGAUGGAGAAGACAACACCUUGUUGUCAAGACUUUGGAAUAAACCCAUAGGAAGGGUUUUUGACCAGGAAAUGGAGAAGGUGCAUGGGCGUGGCAUAUAUGCCAGUGUCAUCAAGCCAUGCACCCAACCCAUCAAGACUGCCCAGGCAUUUUUUGACCUGGCAAGGAUAGAAGGAGUCAUGCAUCCACAUUCUGUUAUUGGUGGUGGAGCAUGUCUUCUUAAACAUCCACCAAAAAUGGAUCCGAAGGUGGAAUGCACAAAGGCAGUUGGCCAGAGAAGUCCAACAGUGAAAUAUGUCACAGAAAUGACAGUUUCAGAACUUGAUCCUGUCAGGCUGGAAAGAAUAAUACAGGAGAAGGGCAGGCCAAAAGAUGGGACGUUUUGUGCAGCUCUGACUGAUUUACCAGGAUCAAUUCCUGGAAACCUCAGUACAAGUUUUGAUCCCAUGUUGUCCAUUGAGGGAGUCAACUCUCCUUUCUUCUUCAUUGGCACCCGUAACUCUUUGUUCCCCAUGCACUGUCAGGAUAUGGACCUCUUCUCAGUGAACCUGCACUGGGGUGGAUAUCCAAAGAUUUGGUACAGCAUGGGUGCACGUGAGGUUCCUGAAUACAAAAACAUUGUGGAGUGUGCGAUUGGGAAAGACUUUCCUGAAUGCAGAAACUUCCCAAGGCAUAAUAUUUAUGCCUUUGAUGAAGUCUGGUUGGACCAUUACUGCCUCAAUGCGUGUGUGGCAGUUCAACAUCCGUACAAGUUCAUCAUCACAACACCAAGAGGACCACAUGCUGGAUUCAACACUGGCCUCAAUCUGAAUGUGGCCAUUAACUUUUCUAUUGCACUGUGGGUGGACUAUGGUCUGCGGGUGAAGUUCUGCAGUUGUGAGGGAGCACAAGAAAACAACGUGAGGUUUCCAUUGGAACCCGUUGUGAGGCACUACUGCACUCCAGCCACCUACAAAGAAUGGUUGCAUCAAGGACUUCAGAAGUUUCCAGCAAACCAACUGGACCUGUCAGCAACCAAAAUUCCACAACAAGUCCCACCUCCAACUCUUUCUCAGUUGAAGUUGACAAGGAUACCACAAACGGAUGCAGAAUGGGAUUAUGAAACAAGAGGAGAUAAAGUGCAGAAGAAGCUCCUCAAACUCCUUCAGAAUAGGAUUGAUUUCUUGGAGGGAAAAGUUGAGGAUUACCUCAGACUUGGUGCAAGAUUUGUCAAGAAGCAUCACAUCUCUCUUGUGAUUGACGAGGUUCACAAGAGGCAACGUUCAAGUGGCACCUCAUCUGACGUUCAACCCGAAGUUCUUGAAGAAGAAGAAGAAAGUGAUAAUGUGAAGGAAUUGGAAGCUUCAAAAUUUUUGUUACUUCAAGAUGAUUUGGAAAGGAAAACAAAGAGUAAAGAAUUGAAAAGUAGUGUAAAGAGGAAAGAGAAAGGGGAAAUGAACGUGCCCGUGUCUGAAGCCUUUGAUGUGAUUCUGGAUGCAGCAAAGGAUCUCCUCAAUGACUGCUUCAAACAAGCAAUCGAAAUGCCAUCACGUUUUCAAAAGCUGCAGGAAUUCGUCAUGAGCAACAUGGAAAAAUACUCAAUCAAGGAACUAACGGAAAUUCCGGCAUUCAAGAAGGAAGAAGUUCAAAGUGUGGUAGGACGGCAGGAAAUCGGACCCUCACCUGUUCCCUCAUCUUGGAGCCCCCGCUCGUCAAACCCGAACACACCAGAAACACCAGCAACACCAAUGGAAAUAAUAGGACAUUCAAACGUUGGAGAUGAAGAAAGCGAGGAUGAAGUAGAUCUUGUUGAGCUGCAACGUGUUGAGCCUCAGAAAAUGGAUGUGGAAGUCUCAGGAGUAACAUCGGAGCAAGAACAACAAGAACAUGAUGCACUAAUUCAAGGCAAGUACUAUUAUUCGGACAGUGAAGGUGCAUCAGAAGAACAUUCUGAGGCAACUGAAGAAAGCCUUGCUUCAACUUCCAGCACAACCAGCCAAGAUUCAAUUGCUGGGACUUCUUCUGGUGAUAACACCAAAGAAGGCGCUGAUUUCGGAUACGAACUGCUAAAACCAAUGGCUAAGCUUGCCUUGGUUGACGAAACUCGGUUCUUGUCCCAGAAGAUCGUCCCCUUCCUUGUGUCUUUGGAAAGUCAGAACGUGAACUUGUCUUCUGAUCAACGAACGGCAUUGGAGGACAUCAAGAACACACUGAAUGCACACACCCUGGCACCACCCUAUGAUGCCAGUGUGUUCAAGAUGAUGCCAGACAUGGAAAAGAAGCUUGGCAUUUCUACGGAUGAGCUGAAAGAUGGCAUGGAUAAAGCAUGUGCCAUGUACCAACAAGUCUUUGAGGCCCACUUUGGGGAGACUGUGGACCUGUACACGGAUCUAAUGAAAGCUGAUGUUUAUUACAAACAAGAAGAGUGGGACUCAAUGCCAGUGGAAUUGGGACCACUCCCGCAUCGUGUAACACCCUGUGCCAGCCGACAGGCACAUGAAGACUUCGUCAACAGGAAGAUUUCGUCAGUGUUUUGCCGCAUGAAGGACUUGGACAAGCUGGAGGAGAUAAGUCGGGCUGAAACUAUCAUGAACACCGAAGUUCAUGUAGUUUAUGUGCACAAUGGUUUGUCUAUUCGGCUGGACGACCAUUACCUGUUCCUGGAAACUACCCGGAAACUUCUGUCCUCACCUUCACCAUGGGGAAAAUCUGAACAGGAAGGAAAUGAGGUUAAGCAAGACUUCCACGACAUUUGCAGAAGAAUGUUCUGGCCGGCAUUCUCCUUCAAAACCAUCGUGAGUCCGGUCAGAAGAAACCUUGUUGGUGGGAGUCAUGCAAGAUCGGAAUUCCAUACGAAAAGGGUGGAAGCAAUGAUGAAGUACAUUGAAGCUGUGUGGGAAUUCGCAAGGAGGAGACUCAUGAAUGAGCAGUCUUCAAGAAGUUCCAAGAAACCACCACAAAGAUUUGAAGAUGGACGAGGACCAAUGCUCGCGUACUUCAAAGAUCGGCUUCGUGAUAUAACGAAAGGGGAUAUAAGUGGACCUGCAAGUGGACUUGAAGAACAAUGUCACAGUGGACUUUCAGAAAGCAUGGAAAUUCCGACAGCUGAAUACGAUGACGUGUGCGGAACUCCUAUUGACAGACAUGGCAGUCUUCCAAAUUUUCAACAACACGCAUGCGAGGAUGAAGUUACUAACUUUGGAGGUAGUGACUACGAUGCAGAUGUUGAAUUGGACAAUGUUAAUGCAUCCUUAAGUGAGCCAUCAAGUGAUGAUGACGUCACUGCUUUGGAAGUGGAGAACCCUGGAAUAAUGGAAGAAGCUAUUGAAGAAGCUGGGAAAUGUAUAACUGUUGAAAAGAAGUACAUGACUGAAACAUCAACAUUUGCUGUUGAUGAAGCAGCACGUGCUGGUUCGGAUCACAAAGUUGCAUAUUUUGGAAUUCGAAAUGCCAUUCUUGGCAAAUCUUGUGGAAUCCUAGAUUGGAAUGGACAUGUUAGAAAUUUACGGUUGAUAGCUGAUACACACCCUACGUCAUUAUCUGAUGAUUUCAUGGAAACACUGCUGCAGCAGAGGAACAGGGAAAGUGUUAUCAAGAAUACAACAUCAGUGCCAAUAAGUGAAGAACAGGUGUCUGUGCGUGGCUCAUGCCCAACAUUCAUCAUAGACAUCUUCAUAGAUGCAUGCCAGAUCUUCAACAACUCAAGUGCUGCAAGUGCUACACCCAUAUUAGGUCGCUUAAUAUGUGCUGAUGGCCAUUUCAUCCCAUCAAGAAAAUGUAAGCCAUUUGUGAUAGCUGUUUUUCAUGGAGAGGGAAAACCCAACCGCGACGCAUUCAUGUUUGACCUCAUCAAUGAAUUGAAUGAGCUUCACCCAACGGUGCACAAGAUUGGUAAAGACAUGCACGUGGUUGUUCGUGCAUUAAUUUGCGAUGCUGUUGGUCGUUUCUGGUUGAAAGGAACAACGUCUAAUGCUGGCUACUUCUGCUGCGAGCGAUGUAUUCUGAAAGGGGAGUACAAAGUGGAUCCUAGGAACAAUGCAAUCAUCCCUGGUUCCCUUCGCUUCAUUUGCAAGGGGGAUGAAUGUGAAAGAAGACCUGAGAAAUGGCAGGAUUACCGCCAGAUUCCAGAAUGUAUUGACAGGAAUCCGAAAACUGGGAAAGUUGAGGAAAGAUUUCAUCGCAGAACAGACACCCCAUUGGACAAAAUAAUAGAUUUCAGUCCAAUAAGCAACAUGCCCUUGGAGGAAAUGCAUCUGUGUGAUGGUGGGGCUAUCCCCACAACACUGCGCCUCCUCUUCAACAUCAAGCAAAAGAAGGAGAAGAAGUUUGGAUCACGAAGCGGCAAGCAUGUUGUUCAGCAAAUAGUCCGUCGCUUACUAGCCCUCAAAAUGUACCGACUGCCAGUGAAGUCUAAUGGUUGGGAACUGGAUGAAGAUGAUGUAUCUUACCAAGAUGAGCUACAGAGAGUACUGGCAAACGGUGGUAACCAAGACUUACCUCCGUUCACUGUUUUACGCUACGAUUCUGCAAAACAAGUUGUUUAUUGUGAAUCAUUCACAGUUUCCCUGAAGUGA
Messenger RNA from Notodromas monacha, 4758 nucleotides. Lineage: Eukaryota; Metazoa; Arthropoda; Ostracoda; Podocopida; Cyprididae. The record is from the annotation of a GenBank genome assembly.